Messenger RNA from Fonsecaea multimorphosa CBS 102226, 798 nucleotides. RefSeq lists its product as uncharacterized. The record is from RefSeq and is a predicted model, not a curated record. Lineage: Eukaryota; Fungi; Ascomycota; Eurotiomycetes; Chaetothyriales; Herpotrichiellaceae. The transcript has a single exon. Bases 1 to 798 code for a protein of 265 amino acids.
AUGGCCGGACUCAAGCAAAUCGUCCUCGCGGCUUCGCUGCUGACUUCUUUGGUCGCGGCUGUUCCCAUGCUCGAUAAACGCGCCAUCUAUACCAACACCGUGACCGACAUCGUGUGGGUAACUGUCGAAGAAACCACCACCGUCUGGGUCGACCCCUCUGAUCCUACUCCGGCUCCUGCUCCUGCUGCCAGCACUACCACCACUGUUCCAGCAGCAGUCUUCGCCGCGGCAACUUAUUCUCCAUCCACCCUCGCAACCGCUGCUGUUGUUCCCGUGGAAGCCCCGUCAUCGUCCUCAUCGUGGUCCUCUGCUCCGGCUCCGGCUGCUUCUCCAGCCACUUCUCCCGCUGUCGUUCCGGCUGUUGCUCCUGCCCCGUCCUCUUCGUCAUCUGCUCCGGCUCCCUCCUCUUCUGCUGCCCCGUCCAUGGUCAAUGUUCAACCUAAGGACACGGUCGGGACUGAUGGUACCUGCGAGGGUUCGGGAGAUGCGUGCGAGGGUGACGUGACCCACUGGGAUGGUGGUCUUGGCGCAUGUGGAUGGAACGUCGAUACCAACAGCGAUUAUGAGAUUGCUCUUCCCUACGAAUUCAUGGGAACCGAGUCCAACGACAACCCAUACUGCGGUCGCUCGGUCACCUUGUACAACCCCACUUCGGGCACCACAGUCCAGGCCACCGUGGGCGACAAGUGCAUGGGCUGCGUCGAUCGAGCCAUUGACUGCACUGAUAUCCUUUUCAACGCCAUCACCGACGGCACCGGUAAUGGCCGUGUGAGCGGUAUCCAAUGGUGGUUGAACUAG